AUGUUCAUCCAAUAUCUCACAGAACAAGGGCAUAACGUCGUCAAAUCCGAACGAAAACCACGAAAGCUCAUCCAAUACAAAGAUCUAGCUACGGCGGUUUCGCGAAUCGAUAAUCUAGAAUUCCUCUCCGACGUUAUCCCCAAGACCACCACCUAUAAACAAUUCAAGGAAAAAAAGGCCAAGGAAGCCAUCCGAGAAGCCGAGAUCGAGAAAGGACAGCGCACAUUGAAUGGAACGGUACCGCAUGCCAAUGGAGAGUCAGAGCAUCAGGAGGAACUACAAGCUAUAGAAGAAAAACCAUCGAAGAGCCCUCGGACGCCAGUGGUCAUGCAUGCGACUGGCGCAGUGAGCACGUUGGUGGUCGAUCGAACUGUUGACAAUCAGAGCAGGGGAGACGACGGGGAUGUGGAAAUGGUCGACCAGUGA
Aspergillus oryzae RIB40 is the source of this 426-nucleotide messenger RNA. RefSeq lists its product as uncharacterized. The transcript is spliced from 2 exons. Bases 1 to 426 code for a protein of 141 amino acids. The record is from RefSeq and is a predicted model, not a curated record. Lineage: Eukaryota; Fungi; Ascomycota; Eurotiomycetes; Eurotiales; Aspergillaceae. Gene Ontology annotation, molecular function: protein heterodimerization activity.